Messenger RNA from Polistes dominula (European paper wasp), 3134 nucleotides. It is a transcript of the gene chm, whose product is annotated as lysine acetyltransferase chameau. Gene Ontology annotation, cellular component: chromatin; nucleus; histone H3-K14 acetyltransferase complex. Gene Ontology annotation, molecular function: histone H3 acetyltransferase activity; transcription coregulator activity; histone H4 acetyltransferase activity. The record is from RefSeq and is a predicted model, not a curated record. Lineage: Eukaryota; Metazoa; Arthropoda; Insecta; Hymenoptera; Vespidae. Gene Ontology annotation, biological process: regulation of transcription by RNA polymerase II.
CAGUGUGUUUACACGUAUUACCAAAUAUUUUAUUAUUUUGUUUAAAGUAAUAUAUUUAUAUAUUACUUUUAUAAUUGUGAAAUAGCAUAAUUGACGAGAGAAAUGAUAAUUAAUGAUUAUUCAAAUUCAUUAAUAAGAUAGCAUCGCAGAAAUGACACCAAAACGCAAAACUACGAGUUCUGAAUCAACAUCAUCGUCAAGUUCUGGCUCUUCGUCUAGCAGUUCUUCAAGUUCUGGUAGCGAAUCCAGUUCAUCAGAUUCCGAAAAUUCAAGCAGUUCGGCUAACAGUCAAAAAGCAUCAGAUUCAGAAAGAUCCAAGAAGAAAGUACCAUUUUCUCAGGCCAGACAUGUUAAAUCUAAAACUGAACCAACGCCAACAACAACGGCAGAAAAUAAAAGUAAGGAGAGACAGCAACCUAAAUCUAGACCGGUAGUUUAUUCUUCGGAAUCCGAAGAAUCACCUAGCAAAUUGAAACCCAUGAAAAGGAAAUUACCUGCUAAGCCUAAAGCUACAGCAACCAUAUCACCUGUAAUUAAAGUUACUAAGUCCCCUAUAAAACCAUCGUCUAGCAUUACCCAACAUAAAAAUGUUUUAACCGUUAAAUCGAAUGCUAAACAAGUCAAGCUUUCAGGAACUUCAGGAACGAAUGUAAAAGUAUCGGAUAAGAAUACCAAACUACCAUUGGAACCAUUGCAAAAGAAAUUUAAAAAGAAGAGUAUAUUUAGUCCAGAAAAUAGUAGCGAAAGUGACAAUUCUUCUGCACCAAAAAUUAAUGCAAUUAAAGCGGCUAACAAUAACGUCAAAUGUAACAAAACUCAACCCAAGAUGAAACCCGCCGAACCCAAAUUAAAAUCUACCGUACCAACAAGACCAGCUUUAGUAGCUAAACCUCCACAAAUCCAAAAAUCUGAUAGUUCCGUCAGUUCCAAGAGUUGUUCAGGUGGAUCAGGUUCUUCUGGUUCAACGGAUAGUAGCAGCGAUUCAGAUUCAUCGGAAAGUGCCACUAGUCCACAAUCUCAACCUAAAAAGAAAGAAAUUCCGCCACCAGUAGCACAAAAUAUUGCAACAAGUGUGCAAUCUAAAAGACCAUCUACAACAGCUUCACCAGCUAAACCUUUAAAAUGUACAAAGAGACAAGUCAGUAGAAUAAAAAGCGAAGACGAUGGAGAUGCAUCAGCCAGUGACAAAGAAAUAGAUGAAAACAUUGAUGUGAAUCCUUCAAAAGGAACAGUUAGAGGAAAACGAAAAUUGCAGACUCGUAAAGGAAGCAAGUUGUUACAACUGCAAACGAAAGUUGCCAGUGAUUCGGAAUCUGACACAGGUAUGGAAACGGUAGAGCGUAAACGUAUCCUGCAAAUUCCACUGAUCCGGUGUGAUUUAUCGGGAGUAGCUGAGAGCAAGAGAAGUACGAGCAAGUCACCGGUUAAGCGUGCUGGUCCUAGCCAAGGUGCCAGACAUUCGACAUCCACAACAACGACCAAUAGAACAACGCAGAGUGCUACAACUGGGUCUUCCAAUUCUGCUGCUGCUGCUGCUGCUGCUAAUAGAACCGGACAAAAUUCAUACAAUCGUACACGUACCACCACCAAGGAAAGAGAAUGUCCAUUGGCGGCUUGCUGUGAUUCACGUGGUCAUCUUUCUGGAAAAUUCGACACACAUUUUACAUUGGAAGCUUGUCCCUUGUAUCACAAUACUACACCACAACAUUGCAUAGAAUUUUAUAAAGAAAGAAAAAAGAAGGAAGAUGAACGUAAGAAAUCAAUUGCCAAUCUUGCCAAGAAAUCACCAAAAGGUGGACAUCAGACUACGGAACAACGUAAUUAUCAAUUAAAAGUUCGAGAAAUGAGAAGCAAAUGGAAACCUCAUACGGGUGAAGAUAAUGGUAGUGAUAGUGGUAAUGAUCUUCCUGGAAAUGAAAAGAACAAACAACCACGUUUGACAAAUCUAACAUCUGAUUACGAUUUGAAAUUAUUCAUGGAAGCUCAAGCUACGUCCAGCGAAAAAAUUGAAAAGGAAUUGAAAGAAUUGGACUACGACGGUGAUGGUAGAAACAGCGGUGGUACUCGUUGCAUCGAAAUGGGUAAAUGGGAAAUGGAAGUAUGGUAUCAAAGCCCAUAUCCUGAAGAAUUUAGUCGUGCACCUAAACUUUAUCUUUGCGAAUAUUGUCUGAGAUAUGCUAAGAGUCGUCAAGUGUUGAGAAGACAUCGAGAAAAAUGUUUAUGGAGACAUCCACCAGGACAUGAAGUAUACAGAAAAGAUAAAAUCGGUGUCUGGGAAGUGGAUGGUAAACGUUACAAACAAUAUUGUCAAAAUCUGUGUCUCCUAGCAAAGUUCUUUUUGGAUCACAAGACCCUUUACUACGAUGUGGAACCUUUCCUCUUCUACGUGAUGACCAUUGGCGAUUCUGAAGGAUGUCAUACGGUUGGUUACUUCAGUAAGGAAAAAAAUUCAUUCCUGAACUACAACGUUUCUUGCAUUUUGACGUUGCCGCCAUAUCAAAGACAAGGUUAUGGUCGACUUCUAAUCGAUUUCAGUUAUCUGUUAACAAGGGUUGAGAAGAAAAUAGGUUCACCGGAAAAACCUUUAUCGGAUUUGGGUCUAAUAUCUUAUCGAAGUUAUUGGAAGGACGUUUUACUGGAGUACCUUUGUAAUUUUGGUGGAAAAGAACUUUCGGUUAAAGAUAUCAGUAAAGAAAUGGCAAUUGAUUCGUAUGACAUCGUUAGUACCUUGCAAGCCCUUGGAAUGAUGAAAUACUGGAAGGGCAAGCACAUUAUAUUGAAGAAACAAGAUGUGAUCGACGACUACAAAGAAAGAAUGAAAAGACAUGGUCUUGGCUACAAGGAGAUCGAUCCAGAGUGCCUAAAAUGGAAUCCCUUCCAACCUCCUAAGACACCCUCAGCUUCCAACUAAAAGGGCGAAAGGAAAAACGAAGGAGGAUAAAGAAGAUGAAGAAGGUUGGAACUCUUCUCUUUCAUCGUCAUUGCAAAGAAGCAGUAAAGCAGAUUUCACGCCUGUAACGAUCAGUAAAGGGCCAUAGGAAUCCUUCCUGGAACCCGUUCGUUCCACAUCGAAAUGUCUUCGAACAAAACCCAUGAGGAACUCAAUGUCAAACUUAACCUCAAAAAAUCUUUAA